Molecule: messenger RNA, 1020 nt
Organism: Cricetulus griseus (Chinese hamster)
Lineage: Eukaryota; Metazoa; Chordata; Mammalia; Rodentia; Cricetidae
Source: RefSeq, a predicted model, not a curated record
AUGUUGACACAACCCGGUGUCAAGGUGGGUGUGCUUGAGAAUAUCCUCGCUGUGCGAGGUGUAAGCCCCGCGACCUGCGGGGAGGAGGACCCCGCCGACGGGAGCCGCAUCCCGGCCUGGGCUCGCGGUGCCCAGGACUUGCUCGCUGCACCCCAGCGCCUGCCUGGGAGCCAAUUCGUCUGCCCGCUGCUCGCGCCAGACCUGGCCUUCGCUCCCGUGCCUCCGACCCACCACUCUGACCGCCCCGGACCUGGGGGAUCCUGUCUCCCUGCCCAGAAGUCCCGGGGACACAAGGUUGCCAGCGCCCGCCACCCACUCAGCACCAACGAAGCCGCAGGCCUGUAUUCAUCCUCCAAGCCCUUCCCACCCAUCUCCUCUUCCCCACCACGGCUGCUCACCACCCGUUACUUAGGACCUGGGGGCGCAGGGGCGGGGCGGCAGGAGAACUGGACCGUGACAGCCGCGGGCAUGAUCCUGCCCAAGAUGCCGGACUUCAGCUCCCAGGCGCAGUCGAACCUCUUGGGGAAGUGCCGAAGACCUCGCACCGCCUUCACCAGCCAGCAGCUGUUGGAGCUGGAACACCAGUUCAAGCUCAACAAAUACCUGUCGAGGCCCAAGCGUUUUGAGGUGGCCACCUCGCUCAUGCUCACCGAGACCCAGGUGAAGAUUUGGUUCCAGAACCGCCGAAUGAAAUGGAAACGCAGCAAAAAGGCCAAAGAGCAGGCUGCGCAGGAGGCGGAGAAGCAGAAGGGCGGCGGCGGGGGCUCCGGCAAAGGCUGCGCUGAGGAGAAGGCGGAGGAGGAGCUGCUGGGGCCGCCGGUGUCUGGGGACAAGGCCAGCGGCCGUCGCCUGCGGGACUUGCGAGACAGUGACCCGGAUGAGGAGGACGAGGAUGAGGACGACCACUUCCCCUACAGCAACGGCGCCGGCACCCACGCCGCUUCGUCCGACUGCUCAUCUGAGGACGAUUCGCCGCCUCCAAGGCCGGGCGGGCCAGGGCACCAACCUCUGCCCCAGUAG